AAUGAACCCGACCAGAGGAAAACCCGUUAGUUUGUAGAGAAAACUGUGAGCGUCCAUGUCUUUUCCACAAAUAUCAACCCGCUGACAAACUUAUUGGCAGCAAUGUCGAGAGAAAACACCACUCGAAGUUUGGACAGCAUAGACCUCGCUGCUUUAAGGGAUCCAGCAGGUAUCUUCGAGUUGGUGGAGGUGGUCGGAAAUGGAACGUACGGUCAGGUGUACAAGGGUCGCCAUGUCAAGACCGGCCAACUGGCAGCUAUCAAAGUCAUGGAAGUCACAGAGGAAGAAGAAGAGGAGAUCAAACUGGAGAUCAACAUGUUGAAGAGUUAUUCCCACCACAGAAACAUCGCUACCUAUUAUGGAGCUUUCAUUAAGAAAAGUCCUGCUGGACAGGACCACCAGCUCUGGUUGGUGAUGGAGUACUGUGGAGCCGGCUCCGUCACAGAUUUGGUGAAGAAGACCAAAGGGAACUGUCUGAAGGAGGACUGGAUAGCUUACAUCUGCAGAGAGGUGCUCAGGGGUCUUUCCCAUCUUCACUCCCAUCAUGUGAUUCACAGAGACAUUAAGGGACAAAAUGUUUUGCUCACGGAGAAUGCCGAAGUCAAGCUGGUUGACUUUGGGGUGUCGGCCCAGCUGGAUAAGACGAUCGGGCGGAGGAACACCUUCAUCGGAACUCCCUACUGGAUGGCUCCGGAGGUCAUCGCCUGCGACGAGAACCCUGACGCUGCCUAUGACUACAGGAGUGACCUCUGGUCUUUAGGCAUCACUGCUCUGGAGAUGGCUGAAGGAGCCCCUCCUCUGUGCGACAUGCAUCCAAUGAGAGCGCUGUUUCUGAUACCACGAAACCCUCCACCCAAACUAAAAUCAAAGAAAUGGUCGAAGCGUUUCUUGUCGUUUACCGAUAGUUGUUUGGUGAAGAAUCACCUGCAGCGGCCCAACACCGACACCCUGCUGAGACACGCUUUCAUCCGGGAUCUGGCCAACGAGAGACAAGUGCGCAUCAUGCUCAAAGAUCACCUGGAUAGAACCAGAAAGAAAAAAGAGAAAGAGGGUCCAGAGUACGAGUACAGUGGCAGUGACGAAGACGAUGAAGAGGUGACAGAGGAGGAAGGAGAACCCAGCUCCAUAGUGAACGUUCCCGGCGAGUGGACGUUGAGACGGGAGUUCCUCCGCUUACAGACGGAGGAUCGUGACGGGGGCAGAGAGGGAGGCCAGGGGGGAGGCGGGGGGCAAAGACAACAGGCUCUGCAGCAGCACAGGCAGCAGCUGGAGGAGCAGGAGCGCUACAAGCAGCAGCUCCUGGCCGACCGGCAGAAGAGGAUCCAGCAGCAGCACGAGCAGCGGCAGAAGUUAGAGGAUCAACAGAGACGGCAGCUGGCAGACUGCGCCUUUCAGUGGGCGGAGCUUCAAGAGGUCUUGCUGGGAGAGGAGUCUGAUCUCCAAGACAACAGAAUCCUAUUGGAGGAGAGAAACAGGAGGAGUGACAGGAGACAGGAGCAGGCAGGCAGACAGCGCAGUGCCGAUGUGUCAGUCAGGCCUCUGGACUCCACCGCAGAGCAGAGAGCCGUGGCUCCAAAGCAGCUGCUUCAGCAUAAGGCCCCGCUCCAGCUCCAGCUCCAGCCGCAGGCCAAGCCCCAGCCGCCUGCGGCCCAGCAUCAGCAGCCCUCAGCCGGCAGGAGGUCCCACCGCACGCUGCCCAAGGACCAGACCCAGCUCCUGUCUCUGCAGCACGACCACAGACACAGGGAGAGAGAGAGGCAGAGGCAGAGAGAGAAGCCUGGGGCCGCGGUUCAGAAGCUGACGGCUAACAGUGGGAGCACAGCUGCUGCUGCUGUGGCUGCCUCCGCGCCCAGCCGCCCCGCAAACAGCCAGCGCUCCGCGAUGGACUUCCAGGAAUCAAACUUAGCCAGGCUGCUCUUAGCUGCUGGUCUCCCCAGCCAGGUGCAGUCCAGGCUGGGCUCAGGGAGCAGCUCCAGUCCCUGUACUCCAGCCAUGCAGAGGGCUCACCUCAACCAGAAUGCCAAUUUGCGCUCAAGUCGAGACGCUCCUCACAGCAGCUCCAUGUCAGAUAUGGCCAUCUCCCCGUUGUCCCCGUUUUCCCCUGUGUCUCCAACUGACGACGUCUUCUGGGACUUUAGAGUGCCACCUAAGGUCCCAGAACGCACUACCUCCAAGUUCUACUGUCGCGAGCUGGUGAUGGGACACAAGAGGGCAGCUUCAAGUGGCAGUCCAGUGUCUGUGGCAGAUAAACGCUCAGUGUCUCAGGGAGCCCCCCCGACUGGCAGCAACCACCCAGGUUUCUUCAAGCUGGAGAGUCCUCUUCUACAACACCGUCUCCAGCAGCACAGGAGGACACAGGACAAUGUGACCAGUGGACAAACACAGGGUCAUACCAGAUCUGCUCUGGUUCGGCUGCACAAGGCCACAGAAUAUUCAUCUUCCAGUGACGAGGUUGGCAGCAGCGAUGACGAAGAGAGGAACAGGUCUGGCCUGUCCAAUGGAAAGGGGAAAUACUUCAGAGGAAUACCUGAUGGGAUCGUGCUGCAGCCUCACCACAAUCUCAAUCAGAUUUCUCGGGUAGCUGCAGAUGACACCUACAUGCUACCAGACCUUCUGCAGAAAACCUCCUCCUCCAGUCCUACCCACAAUGCACUGGGCCAGGAGCAGCGAAGGCGUGAACUGAACUACUCGCAGUCCCCCACAGCCCCUCGAUCCCCCACACACCAGGAACUGCAUGCCAUCAGCAGUCCUACUGGUAAAAACACUUCCACGUCUUCCUCUUCCUCCUUCCUGUCAUUCAUCGAUCCAAGAUUGAUCCCCAUAUCAUCGCCACCCCAGAGCCCUGUGGGCAUUAAGGGUGAGCUGAUCAAGAGGGAGAACCACAGGAAGGGCUCGGUGGUGAACGUGAACCCGACCAACAUCCGACCGCAGAGCGACUCUCCAGAGAUCAGGAAGUACAAGAAGAAGUUCAACACUGAGGUCCUCUGUGCUGGACUCUGGGGUGUGAAUCUGUUAGUGGGAACAGAGAACGGUCUGUGGCUGCUGGAUCGCAGCGGGCAGGGGAAAGUCUACUCGCUCAUCAGCAGACGGAGGUUUCAGCAGAUGGAUGUUUUGGAAGGACUCAAUGUACUAAUCACCAUAUCAGGUAAAAAGAACAAGCUCCGUCUGUACUACCUGUCCUGGUUGAGGAAUAAAAUCCUGCACAACGACCCAGAGGUGGAGAAGAGACAGGGCUGGACCUCAGUAGGUGACCUGGAGGGUUGUGUUCACUAUAAAGUGGUGCGUUACGACAAGAUUAAGUUCCUGGUGAUUGCUUUGAAGAACGCAGUGGAGGUGUACGCCUGGGCCCCAAAACCCUACCACAAAUUCAUGGCCUUCAAGUCCUUCCGGUCGCUGCCUCAAAAGCCGAUGUCUGUUGACCUGACAGUAGAGGAAGGCCAGAGGUUAAAGGUCAUCUACGGCUCCCUCUCAGGUUUCCACGCCAUUGACGUCGACUCUGGAACACCUUACGACCUCUACCUGCCUACACAUAUCCAGGGCUCCAUCCGUCCCCAUGCCAUCAUCAUCCUGCCGAACAGCGCCGGGACGGAGGUUCUGGUUUGUUACGAAGACGAGGGCGUCUACAUCGACACCUACGGACGCAUCACCAAGGAUACAGUGCUGCAGUGGGGGGAGAUGCCUGCGUCUGUCGCCUACCUCCAGUCCAACCAGGUGAUGGGCUGGGGAGAAAAGGCCAUAGAGCUGAGGUCAGCGAACACUGGGAACCUGGAGGGAGUCUUCAUGCACAAAAAGGCUCAAAAACUCAAGUUCCUGUGUGAGAGGAACGACAAGGUGUUCUUUGCCUCUGUGCAGUCAGGAGGCAGCAGUCAGAUUUACUUCAUGACUCUGGGACAGAACUCGCUGUUCAACUGGUAACGACUAGAUCUGUAACUCUGGGAUCGACUGGUGAUGUCUUCAUUGUUCUGGUGAUGCCUUUUUAUUUUCGGGGCGACUCAUCUCUAUGGAUAGUUACACCAUACAAAGAUCAACAAAUAGUCUUGGAUCCAUCUUUCUAUUUUGUCUUGGCGGUUCAAACACCGAAGGAAUCCAUCGCUCCAUCUUAGAAUACUGAAGCUUGAAUCAGCUGCAGCCUCACAAAUAUCUGGAUGUGAAAUGUAACGAAAAACGCGCUUUAGUUCACUACCACCCCCCCAUUUACGGAAGCAUUACAAGGUACAACUAGCAACGUUAGCAUCUGUGAAGUGAAGAGCAAACAAAACAUUGUUCCCUGGAGGUUUUCCUUGAAGGAUCUCUUAAAUCAAGACCGUUUGAUCCAAACCUACCUGGAAGCAAAACUGGCGGCUUGAUUCUGUGGAGACGUCUCAUGAACACCAAACCAUCAUUUUUGUCUCCUGGAUCAUUUAGCCAUUUUCCCAUUUCUCUAAAGGCCUCCUCCAUAUCAGUUACUCUGCUUACUAUGUGUACAUCAGCUAUUUGCUCCUAAUUACUUUAACAACAUCUCGCUGUGUAAAUGGAUCCAAACUCUUUUUUUGUUCAAUUCAAGUCAUGGAUUCUUAUCUCGUCUUCUACUCUGGUGUUCAGCUGUCAACAUGUGUUAAAAGAUGGAGUAAACUACAAGAACAAGUCCUUCAUCACUCCACGGAUAUCAUCAUUCAAAGACUAAAUUGGGACCAACAUUUGGACAACUAUUGUCAUUCCAGUUUUGUUGACACUGCUUGCUGUUUUUUUACAGUUUUUCACCAAGAUUACAGAAAAACUAUUGGCCCAAUUUCCAUGCAACUUGGGUGAAGCAUGUGACAAGGUAGAACAUAUUUAAAUAUGUAGUGGAUUAAAUAUAAAAGGGCGGAUACACACAUUAUUGUUAACUGUUUGAUCAAAUUCCAGGUCCAUGAACCAAUGUGGUUCUGAUACCUCAGCAGUAUUAUUUAUGAAGGCCUUCAGUCAUGUUUUCUUUUUCCUGGCUAGAAGCGGAUAUCAAGAACCCAAACAAAUUAGUCCUGAAUCUGUGAUUUCCAUAUCCUUUUAUUAGACGGUAUUAUAUCAUGCACUACCAACUGAUAUAUUAUUCAAGGCAGUUUCCUUUUCUCUUGUCUGAGGUGACAGUAAGUCAGUAUAACACCCCACACAGCAGAGAUUCAAUCCUUUCAUUUGAACUGAAUCCAUAGUUUUUAAUAUUUAGGAUUAAAUUACUGUUUUGAAGACGUAAUUCAAUAACUUUUGAUUAUGUUCUAUUGCCAAAAAGACAAGAUUUAUUUAAAAGAGUUAUGAUUUCCAAAAUUUCCCCAAGAGAUUAUCUCAUGAAUUAUUCUGCUUCCUUUUUUCUGCAAUCAUUAUGUGUUUGCGUGUAGCUUUUUAAAUACAAAAUGUUUAACUGCGCUCAAAUUAAGUCACAUGCAAUUGAAUUAGAAGGGUGAAUUGGCAGCAAUCUAACAACACAAUGAAGUCAUAAAAUGUAACGGCAGACAUUGAAGUAUUCUUUAAAACCACAGGAGAAGCUUCAAAUGUGUUAGGAAAGACAUCUGGUGAUGAUGCAGGUAUGUCUUUUGUAACAUAAACCCAAUACAGUGUCUCACCAGUUUAAGCAUUCCCUCCACCUCCGUCAUGGACCAUAUCAUUUUAGUUUCAUUAUUCCAUCAUAAGGACCUAAAUAGCCUUGUACUCAUCACAAGUAUAAUUACAAAUCUAUUCCGCAGUAACAGGCUAUUAUCUUUUUUUUCUGCAUCUCUUUUUGUACAGCGUCGGAUGUAUAUAUUCUUGUAAGAUACACUUUUUUCUAAAUAUUUUAUAAUUGACAAGCCAUCUUUAUGUAUGUGUACAGAAUUAUGAUCAGGCUUAUGAAUGUUAUUUCCACACCCUUUUGAAAGUUCAGGAGCCACUGACGGUGAACUUGAAGGCUCUUGGUCGAAGAUCAAAUAUUGUGUCUUGUGAAUUUUGUUUUGUGGUUGAUUUUCUACACAGUGGUGAAAUUUAAAGCCAUUAUGUAGUCUGUAUUGAAGAAAUAACUGAGGCUUUGGAUCAGUAUUUCUUACACUAUCCAACAUGGGACGCACACCUGUUUUUGAUGGGUUAUUUUGAGGUGUUUUUGUUGAGCCUGGAUCCAAUGAGUUGGGCCUGUAGAGUAUCUGUUUUUUAUCUCCUUGAUUUUACUGUCAUUUACACAGUGAAACACCAAAGAUGAAAUAUUGACUUCUGUAUAAAAUACCUAACAAAUCCCAACUGACUAUUUGGUAUUAAGAGAUUAUCUAUGAUUUAAAAGUUAGAGAUAGGCCAAUAUUAUUAUACUGUAAAAAAAGAUAUGAACUAGACCAAUCAGACAUGUGGAGGCCUGAAGAAUCUCCCAGAAAUGAUGUCUCUCGCAAAUUGAAACAGAAAUAUAUGCAAUUUAAAUUUAAAAGAAACCUUGUAUGUUUGCUUUAGACAGAAGAAAUAAUUGGUGUUACCUUCAAAUGUGAAUUUGUAAUUUGCCCAUGUUCCAUAUACCCUCCUUCGUCCGAUUUUGCCAAAAUGGCUAACUUUGUUAUUCUUAUCCUCUAUUAUAUUUACUCUUGAAUGUUGAGGCUAUUAUAUUCAUUGAGUUUUCAUUAUUGACUUGAUAUAAAUAUUGCAGCUGGUUCUGUGAGAAUAUUUUAAACUGGAAAAUUAACUUUCUGAUGAUGACUGUCGCAUUGCUAAGUUGUUCAUACAGGAAACUACCGCCGCCGGACCAGAUAGCUAGCUAACAUGGCUACAGUACAUGGAAAUACAGGACUAUGAACUAAUCUAAACACAAUUGCUAGCUAACAGCUGUUUAACAUUUCAGGACCAAGCUAGCUAUAGCUGCAGUAGAUGUUUUAGCUAACAUUGCUAGCUAACAGCUAACUAGCGUAUGUAGUAGAGAGGGUUGGUUAGCAGCAACACUUUUUCUCUUCAUACACAGUUACUUAGCUGUGCAGUUUCCACAUGAGAUUAAAAAAAAUGCACAAACUGUAUUUCACACACUAUAAUUCAAAUGAUAUGAAGUAAGAAGAAUUUGUGUGGACAUUAGUUCACGAACACUGGUGACCGUGUGGUGCUAGUGUCCAAAUCAGCCUUUUGUUUAAACUCUCUUCUUUCCCAGCAAGUUUGUGUGAAUUCAAUUACAGAUCCUUUGCUUUUUUAGGCAAUAAUGUAAAUAUUUGAGUACCAUUGGUUGACCGCAUUGUUAUGCAAUCAUAUAACCAUGAGAGAUUUGAUCAGAUGGGUUUUAAUUUGGCUAAUGUAUGAAUUCAGUCGUGUAGAAAGUGAUACUUGGAAGUUCUAAGACAGGUUACAAUCCUUAUACGGUUACGUUUUAGCUCAGUACAGACGUUAUAUUUUUUUAUUUUGAAGGCAUUUUUUUGGCAUAAUCUUUUUAUGGUUUUACCAAAAAUAUAUUACUUUCAUGUUCCAUUCAACAUCAUGCAUUACCUGCAUCGUUCUUCAUCCUUCUUUAAAAAACAACUUUUCUGCUUCAAGCUAUCCAGAGUCAGUGUCACACCUAAUCUAUUUGUCACCGACAGUUACCGUUUGGAGACACAAUGAGAACAUUUGAGUGGGUUAUUGGAAAACCAACUUCUCUGUCUGCUCCUGUGCUGAACAUUUGAGCCAAGCUGCACUAAUGAUCUAGCUCGGUGACUCCCGCCUACACCUUCCACUGGUUGAUGGUGUUUCAGGUCCGCUGUGACUCACAUCUCCAACUCUCCCACUGACUCUCUUUCUCUCAUUUUGGCAACAUUUCUGCUCUUUGCUCUUGCAUUCCCUCUGUUUCUCACGCUAACAUCUUUCAUCAUUCUUUAGCUUUUCCUUUUCUUCUUCUCACAUGUCAGAUCUAAAUCCACACCAAACAUUUGUCACACCAGAUUAAGAAAAGCUGCAGAGAUAUUUAAGUAUUGGAGGGAUAAAGGAUGUGUUUUACUUCUAAUUAAUUAGAGGAAGAAUGGGUUAUUUUUGCUAUCAACAAAUAACAUUAUUUUGCGCUGCACUGACUGUGUACAAGCUGAGCAGUUUAGAGAACGUGUGUGUUUGUGUGGGAGGGUGUGAUGUAGAUGGCAACAGGUGUUCAGUUAGCAGGAAUUCCUUCCCCAGGGGAGGAAGGACAGAGUUAGAGGAAGUAGAUGGUGGUUUGAGUCAGGUGUCAGCUAACAGAAAGAUAUGGAUGUUGCUUUUUAGAUACAUGUUUUGCUGUUGCCUACAAAACUUGAAAAAACGUGUUCAAAGCAAUUCAUCACCUCUGCCGAACCAUUUGUGUUUUAGGGUUGGUUGUUUGCUUGUCUGCAGGAUUACGGAAAAGGUACUUACCAGAUUUUCAUGAAACUUGGUGGAAGACGGUAGCAUGGGGCGAAGAAGAACCCAUUAAAGGUUGGAGCAGAUCCAAAUCCCAUGGAGGAUAAACACAUUUCUUUUUUUGUUUUCCUUACUACUCGUGAAUUGACAAAGGCCAAGGCCAACCUGCUUAGGCCAAUGUACUCUAAAAUGUAAUACUUCCUUUUCCAGUGCUACACCUUUCCACUAAAUAUCAGGAAGAUUGGGCCAGCAAUUCCUGCUUACAAAAAAAACAUUCCUACCUGAAAACAUGAGCGGUUUCGCGGAGGUAUAACGGUGCCACUGUUUCGAGGUGCCAAAAUGUGGAUUUAGAAUUUGAAGUGAUCGUUGGUUAUGAGUUGAAAGAGGAAUAGAAAGUAAGGAUAUGAAGGAGAGAGACUUAUUAUACACUUUUUAGGUGUGGAUUUCUGCCUUCUUUGUUUCAUCCAUUGGCCAAAUUGCUCUUUCUGAUAGAACCAGUAGGUCCAUGGUUAUAUUUGGUAAUAUAUUAUAGGAAUGGUGGACAAACUCAGUAACGAUUUAAAAUAGAAACAGCUUGCAAUGUGUAGUUUUAUAUGGCAAUUGACACACAGGACAGCUGUGUUUCUUAUAAGUUGUAAAGAAAUCAAAUAUAUUAUAUAAAUAUAUAUUUAAGAAUAUACAUUCCCCUUAACUAUUUCAUUUACUUUCCGUUUAAAACGUUUUUUUAUUUUUUGCACUGGACCCAUGUCUGAUGCAUUAUACACUGUAACUCCUGCUUUGAAAUCAAUCUUGUGUUUCCAUGUAAAGAGGCAAAAGACAGACAACAAUAAAUAUAUUAAAUGGUG
Trematomus bernacchii (emerald rockcod) is the source of this 9125-nucleotide messenger RNA. Its product is annotated as misshapen-like kinase 1. Gene Ontology annotation, biological process: protein phosphorylation. The coding region runs from base 103 to 3915 and encodes 1270 amino acids. Lineage: Eukaryota; Metazoa; Chordata; Actinopteri; Perciformes; Nototheniidae. The transcript has 33 exons. Gene Ontology annotation, molecular function: protein kinase activity; ATP binding. The record is from RefSeq and is a predicted model, not a curated record.